Molecule: messenger RNA, 4039 nt
Organism: Paralichthys olivaceus (Japanese flounder)
Lineage: Eukaryota; Metazoa; Chordata; Actinopteri; Pleuronectiformes; Paralichthyidae
Product: RNA-binding protein MEX3B
Molecular function (GO): RNA binding
Source: RefSeq, a predicted model, not a curated record
CACACCCAGCCGUGAGCACAAUUUAUCGGGACCCGCACCAACAGGAGGGGGAUCGAACACCAGCGUCCCGCAGACACAAUGGCUGUGACAGUGGCUUUGCGUGGAUGAUGCUCUCCUCCUGCUGCAUGUGGCCUUUGAACCCAUUGUUGUGUCGCGGGUGACGUCAGUGCCGUGUGCGGGAGACGGAGCGGCGUGCGCCUGGCGAGACAAAGGCGGCGGAGCGACCGGGGUCAGGCAGCAGCAGCAGCAACAGCAGCGGCGGCAGCAGCAGCAGCAGCGCGGAGCCGAGAACCACUGCUUUAUUUUUUAACUAAAAGGUAACUGCUACCCUCCAGCUGCUGUGUUCCUGACGGUGAGCAGCAUGAGGAGCCAGUGACUGUGCUCGCAGGGAGGCUUCACUCUCCAGACAGAAAACAACACAACGCUUCCCUCUUUGCGUUUUUAAACGUUUUUCUCCUACGCCCCCCGUUUAGCUAGUUAGCUAGCCCGCUAGCUCCUAGCGCCGCUCAGCUCCGGUCUCCUCCUCCUCCUGCUCCUUCUCCUGGCUGCUUCUCAUCUUCCCCACCCGAGAGCUGGACUGCAGCCGAAGACAGGAGCCCGUCGACAAAGACAAUAGGAAGAGAAGAGAUCACUCCCAACAAAUAGGCAUCCGUGAUCUGAUGUGAGAUCCACGGAGAGACUAUGCCUAGCCCUUUAUUCCACCCCGAGAUUAUGGACCACGACGUGGUCAUCAGCAGCCAGCACAAUGGGGUCGGUCUGCCCCGAGAGACGGACCAGGAGUCCCGGGAGGAGGACCACCAAGAGGCGCUCCGCUUCGCCCUGGACCAGCUGUCACUCAUGGCCCUGGAGAAAGUGGACUGUGGGGGCGGAGGUGUUGGGCUGACCGACUCUCUGGAUGGGACCCCGGUUCCCGCUUCCGAGGGCUGCAACGGCGUCGGUGGAGGGGGGUACAUGGACCUACAGAUGCUGGAGCAUCCCGGCGGGUCGCGGGACUCGCCCUCGUCUUGCUCCCCAUCCCCGGAGUACUACGGCUCGGGCGGGUACCACAUGACCGGCUCGCACCCCAUGCUGCACGGGGAACAAAGCUCUGUCCUCUGCAGCAGGAAAAGAAGUGUCAACAUGACCGAAUGUGUGCCUGUGCCCAGCUCCGAGCAUGUGGCUGAAAUAGUAGGAAGACAAGGUUGUAAGAUCAAGGCCUUGCGUGCCAAAACAAACACCUACAUAAAGACUCCAGUGAGGGGCGAGGAGCCCGUCUUCAUCGUGACAGGACGUAGAGAGGACGUGGAGAUGGCCAAACGUGAAAUUGUCUCUGCGGCCGAGCAUUUCUCUAUGAUCCGGGCGUCCCGCUGCAAAGCUGGCGCACCCGGAGGGGGAAGCUCUCUUCCUGGACCACCACAUCUUCCUGGACAGACCACCAUACAGGUGAGGGUGCCCUACAGAGUUGUUGGUUUAGUUGUUGGACCAAAGGGAGCAACUAUCAAGCGCAUCCAGCAGCAGACUCACACCUACAUCGUGACACCCAGUCGAGAGAAAGACCCCGUGUUCGAGGUGACCGGGAUGCCGGAAAAUGUGGACCGAGCGAGAGAGGAGAUCGAGACCCACAUCACCCUGCGAACUGGAACCUUUGUCGACCUGCAGGGAGACAACGACUUCCACUCCAACGGCACUGAUGUCAGCCUGGAAGGCCUGGGCUCCCUGAGCGGAGGGCUGGCGGCGUCUCUGUGGUCCAGGGCUACCAAUCACCAUUCUGCCCCUCCUCCCCCUCCACCCUCCCCUCCUGCCGCUGUUCCCAUGUCCAUGCACCACUCCAACAGCCGAAAGGUGUCCUCCUCUGCCGCCUACCAAGCGCACAAUGGCGGUAUGAACUCGGAAAGCUUCAGCACCAGCAGGAAAGCCAACGAGGGAGGCAGUCCAACUAGUCCUUUUAGCACAGGCUCCAGCAGCGCUGGAGGAGGAUUCACAUUCGGGGGUGACUCCACCCCGGGGCUGCCCUCCUCAGAUGAACUGGGCUUUGAGUUCAGUGCUUCCAACAUCUGGGCGCCUUUUGUUAAUGGUGGAACAGGCAAUAAGACAGGUGGCUCCUCCCAGCAGCAGCCUCUACGUCGCAACAGCAGUGGCCUCAGUGGCGGCGCCAUCACUCCACGGUUGUCUCCAACUCUGCCUCAGGACACAGGUGUGGGCCCCCUGGAUCACCCGCUGGCCCGUCGUGCACAAAGUGACCCCCUCAGCACUCUCUCCUGGCUCCAGUCAGGCAGCGCAGGAGGCGGCUCCUUCUCCGGAGCAUCCAGCUCCAGCUCCGGGGGCUCGUCAACCGGUUACUCCUCUUGCUCGGCCUCCUCCCUGCCCGGCGGCUCUCCGACUGACUCCGAGGGAGGCAGUAGCGGCGUGGGCCUCAGCUCUGGGAUCCUGAGUCGACUGAAAGGCGGCUCUGGGGUGGCGGGCCUGGUUGGCGUCGGCCCCGGGGUCAACAGGGACUGCUUUGUGUGUUUUGAGAGCGAGGUGACGGCAGCCCUGGUGCCCUGCGGCCACAACCUGUUCUGCAUGGAGUGUGCCGGGCAAAUUUGCCAGUCAACUGAGCCGGAGUGCCCUGUCUGCCACACCCCCACUACACAGUGCAUCCGCAUCUUCUCCUAAUGGCCCAGGCGGGGUGGGGGUUGGGGAUGGGAGGUGUAAUUUGAGGGUGGGGGGCAGGAAGAGGACUUGAGUGGGGCACAGGAAGAGGACUUGAGUGGGGCACCUGCUGUGGCAGAGGCGAUGGAAGGAUCCACACUAAAAACCUUCACACACAUGACGGACCAUAAUAAAUACAUUAAUAGAGAUGAUGAUACUAUACGGAUGUUGAUUUAUUACUGAUAACUGUCAAGAUGAAUAAUAACAAUAAUAAUAAUAAUGACUGACUUAUUUUAAGAGUGAAGUUACUAGAAGCUGGUCUGCAGACAUCGGGGCUCAAGACAGUCUCUGGGCGGUGAACUUGAUGGAAGGAAACUAGUGUCUUAUCUCUCUUCAGGCCUUCAUUUUGAGCCGGAGCAGCGUGCACCACUGGCCGCCGGUCCGUCUCCACAUUUCUUCAUUCUGGCUUCUUCAGAUCUCUGCCUGCUUUCUCUCUCACAGCCUUUCCUUUUGACACUUUUGUACUUAACAGAUAUUUUUCGAUGAAGUUGUCACUGAGGCCUGCACUUUUCUACUCCUUAUUUUAAUGUUCUUGACAGGACGCAAACGGUUCCAACAACCCCCCCACCCCCCCACCCCUCGAUUUCGACAUGAAGCGGCGGGGUUGCUGUUAUCCCCUUAAGCUUGGUCGGCAUGUAGUCAGGCACCUAGCAGAACAAUACGCCCGAGGGACCUCUUGAGGAUGAAUUCCUUGUUUCUCGUUGCCACAGAAGAAAAAUUAGCCAUCAGUGAUGCCAAAUGAAUGCUAUAAAUAGACGUCUUGUUAUUCUUGAUAAAACUCAAUAAUGUGUUGGAUGAAUUUGGAUGAGUCCGCCCCACAUUUAUAAUGUGGCAGCUGCAUCGAUUCACAUGAUUUUAUCCUCUUGAAUAAGUCAAACAUACCAUGAGUGAUGAUGAAGGCAUGUGUCUGAGGUCUGUACGUAUGAGCUGCCUGACAAUCACUUUACAUCUCUCUUGCGCGCGCGUGUGAGAGUAACGCCCGCUCAUGCUGUUCUUCACCUCUGCAUUGUUACGCAUCCUCCACCAGGAGAAGGUUCUGGUCUCUGUCCCGCUGCCCCUCCUUUACUUCACUCUCACCCGACGCUCUGAUCCAUCCACACCGGGACACUUUCCUCUCACUUCCUGUCUGUUACACUCAGAUCGACUCAUUUCGUGUUUUCUACUUGUGUUUGACUCUUGACUGUCGAGUGUGUGGCUUACAGACAUGUUUUGAACUCUAGGAUCAGAUAGGGCUUUUCUGAUGUCACACGUGAAUGUUUUUGUCCAGGUUAAGGAGAGACGUCCGCUCCUCCCACAUGAAACAAUAACAAGGGGCUUGAUUUGAAGCAUUUUUUUUUCAUGCACUGUAAUCCUCAGCCCCUGUAAAAAA